Epinephelus moara (kelp grouper) is the source of this 1978-nucleotide messenger RNA. It is a transcript of the gene entpd5a, whose product is annotated as ectonucleoside triphosphate diphosphohydrolase 5a. Gene Ontology annotation, cellular component: membrane. Gene Ontology annotation, molecular function: GDP phosphatase activity; UDP phosphatase activity. The transcript has 13 exons. NCBI's taxonomy places the organism in Eukaryota, Metazoa, Chordata, Actinopteri, Perciformes, Serranidae. The record is from RefSeq and is a predicted model, not a curated record. The coding region runs from base 291 to 1805 and encodes 504 amino acids. Gene Ontology annotation, biological process: nucleoside diphosphate catabolic process.
UAGGCAGGUAGUCGGUCUCCAGCUCAGCUCCAGGAGGGGGGACUCCUGAUGGAGCUGGGAUGGACCGCCACAGGAUUGGUGGAUGGCUGCACUCGGUGUGGCCCCAUGCCAAGCCCUUAUGUCUUUAUAUACUGUAAACGGAUGACCGGACAGUCCUGAGUGUGCAUCGCAUCCACUCUGCCUCUCUCCAUCUCUACUGCUCUCUGUCUGCAGGGGCCCCUGUCAAUCUUUGACUCCAGCAUCCAAAGCUUCUCCUCCUCAGCUCUCUCUGCUCCCCGGGUGUGAAAACAAUGGCCACGCCGAGCAUACUCUUCACUUUAUCCGUGUGGUUUCUGGCUGGGAGCCUCUUAACGGAGGCGACUUACUACCGGCACCACCGCUACGUUCCCCACUUCUACCGCUACCGGGAGCACUCUGCCAACACGGAAAACCUCCUCCCUGAAGUCUCCAACCCGGAGCCUGAAGUCCCGCAGCCAGGCGUGCCGACCUACCCCCAGAUCCCCGAGGUGUUCCACCCGGCACCAGAGGUCAUCCACACCCUCCCAGAGGCGAUCCACCCGGUGCCUGAAGUCGUCCAUCCCGCACUUGAGCCUUACCAAACACCUGAGGUUUACCAGCCGGUGACUGAAGCCUCCUCCCCCGUCAACAUGAGCCGGGUUUUCUACGGGAUCAUGUUUGACGCCGGGAGCACAGGCAGCAGGAUCCACAUCUAUAAGUUCAUCCAGAAAGACCCCGUUGAACUGCCAGUUCUGGACAAUGAAAUGUACCACGCAGUGAAGCCUGGACUGUCUGCUUACAAGGACAACCCUGAUGAGGGUGGAAACACCAUCCGUCAGCUGCUGAAGAUUGCUAAGAAGACGGUGCCAGAGGACGAAUGGAAGAGGACCCCGGUGGUGCUGAAGGCCACAGCGGGUCUGCGCCUGCUGCCCGAAGACAAGGCCAACGCUCUUCUGAAGGAGGUGCAAGAGGUGUUCAACGAGUCCCCCUUCUUUGUGCCAAACAACAGUGUUUCUAUCAUGAAUGGAGCAAAAGAAGGAGUCCUCGCCUGGGUCACGGUGAACUUCCUUACAGGUCACUUGUACUCCAACACAAGGAGGACAGUGGGCAUCUUGGAUUUGGGUGGAGGAUCCACACAGAUCACAUUCCUUCCCAAGUCAAAGAAAACCAUUCAGUCCGCUCCUGCCACUUAUAUCGCCAACUUCAACCUCUUCGACCAUACGUAUCAGCUCUACACACACAGCUACCUUGGAAAUGGACUGUACGCGGCUCGACUGGCAACUCUCGGAGCACUAGGAGCUGAUGGUCUAGAUUGGAAAAUCUUCACAAGUUCCUGCCUCCCGAAAAAGUUCAGAGAAGAUGUGACUUUUGGAGGAACCACCUACAAAGUUAGCGGGAUUCCAGACGGCUAUGCAGGCUAUAAGCUGUGCUACUAUGAAGUUAUGAAGGUCAUCAAAGGAAUCGUGCACCAGCCUUAUGAGGUGAAGGGCAGCAGCAUCUUCUACGCUUUCUCCUACUACUUCGACAGAGCUGUGGAGUCUGGCCUCAUCGAUGGCAGCCGAGGUGGUGCGGUUGAAGUCAGGGAUUUUAAGAAGAGAGCCAAGGAAGUGUGCAACAAAAUGACCAAGUACCGUGCUAUCAGCCCCUUCCUCUGCAUGGAUAUGACAUAUAUCACUUGUCUGCUAAAGGAGGGCUUUGGCUUCAAGGACAGCACUGUGCUGCAGCUAGCCAAGAAGGUGAACAACGUGGAGACAAGCUGGGCCCUGGGGGCAACCUUUGACUACUUCAGAAACCUCAACAUCCACUAAGGACAGCUUGCUGUCACUGCAGCCAGCACUGAGAGGGACAGUCUGUCACUGUGGGGCUUCCCGUCCUCCGUCCACCCCUCGAUCAGCCCGUCCCCUCGCAGACACACCUGGUCCCAACCAAGCUUCCUCACCCACCACGCCCUCCUCCUCUUUUCCUUCAACCUCAGCACCCU